AUAGUGCUCUCUCUCUCUCUCUCUCUCUCUCUCUAUAGAUUUAAGCCUUUCUCUUUCCAACUAUAUUUCUUCCUCUCACUCUUAUCAUUUCUGCAGGCAUAGAAUACUAAUCUCUAUGCAGGGUGUCAAUUACUUUCUUUGAUGAAGUGAUCGUGACCUGGUAGAUGAUGGGUGUGGCGAGAAAUCUGUGCUAGGGCAUGAGAAUCUUCAAGAGGAGUUGCUUUGAGUUCUCCGUCACAGCUCCACCAUUGCUGACCGGAGAGCUGAAAGAUGGAAAGGACCAGACUGGAUUUAAGAUUUCAUCACUCGGGAUCAACACAAUCAGAGGAAUCAGCUCUAGAUUUGGAAAGGAACUACUAUCCUAAUCUACCUUUCUCAUGUUCAUCGCCACAUCAACCCUAUGCAUCAGGUCCUCAGCAUUCUGAGAGCAGUGCUGCCUACUUCUCAUGGCCUACUUCAAGUCGAUUAAAUGAUGCAGCAGAAGAUAGGGCAAACUACUUUGGAAACCUUCAAAAGGAGGUGCUGCCUGAAAUUCUGGGGCGGUUGCCAACAGGGCAGCAAGCUACCACCUUGCUUGAGCUGAUGACCAUUAGGGCAUUUCAUAGCAAGAUCCUUCGUCGAGUUAGUCUUGGCACUGCAAUUGGGUUUCGAAUUCGAAGGGGCGUGCUGACAGAUGUUCCUGCUAUUCUUGUCUUUGUUGCCCAUAAGGUUCACAGGCAAUGGCUCAACCACGUCCAGUGUCUACCUGCUGCCCUUGAGGGGCCAGGAGGUGUAUGGUGUGAUGUGGAUGUUGUGGAAUUCUCCUAUUUUGGCGCACCUGCUCCAACUCCUAAAGAACAAUUAUAUACAGAGCUUGUAGAUGGCUUGAGGGGAAGUGAUCCAUGCAUUGGUUCUGGCUCGCAGGUUGCAAGCCAAGAGACAUAUGGAACCUUGGGUGCUAUUGUGAAAAGCCGAACAGGAAAUAGGCAGGCUGGUUUUCUCACAAAUCGGCAUGUGGCAGUUGAUUUGGACUACCCAAACCAGAAAAUGUUUCAUCCGUUGCCACCCAGCCUUGGACCUGGAGUGUAUCUUGGUGCUGUGGAGAGGGCAACAUCAUUUAUUACAGACGAUCUUUGGUAUGGCAUCUUUGCUGGAACAAACCCAGAAACAUUCGUACGAGCUGAUGGGGCCUUCAUACCUUUUACAGAAGAUUUUAACAUGAACAACGUAACUACAUCCGUAAAAGGUGUGGGUGAGAUAGGUGAUGUCAACAUUAUAGAUUUACAAUCUCCCAUUAACAGUCUCAUUGGAAGGCAAGUGGUCAAAGUUGGAAGAAGUUCUGGGUUGACUACUGGGACCAUACUGGCCUAUGCCCUAGAAUACAACGAUGAAAAAGGAAUUUGUUUCUUUACUGAUUUUCUUGUUGUUGGAGAGAAUCGGCAGACAUUUGACCUUGAAGGUGAUAGUGGAAGCCUCAUUCUCCUAACUGGUCAGAAUAGGGAGAAGCCACGACCGGUUGGGAUCAUUUGGGGUGGGACGGCUAACCGGGGUCGACUAAAACUAAAAGUUGGACAACCCCCAGAAAACUGGACUAGUGGAGUUGAUCUUGGGCGCCUUCUUGAGCUUCUUGAACUUGAUCUCAUCACAACCAGUGGAGGGCUUCAAGUUGCAUUGCAAGAGCAGAGGAAUGCUUCAGCAGCAGGGAUGGGUUCUACAGUUGGGGAGUCAUCUCCUGCUGACCGGGUGCCAUCAAAAGAUAAACUUGAACAGAUCUUUGAGCCACUUGGUUUGAAUCUCGAGCAUGUUCCAGUUGAAAGUGAGUCCUAUCAUGGACAGAAUCUACCAUUCAUGCGUACGGAGUUUCGCAUAGAAAAUGGGAUUGAAACAGCUCCAAAUGUAGAGCACCAGUUCAUUUCAAGUUUUGCGGCCAGAUCUCCAGUUCUUCAAAAUAACCAAGAGAAUCAUCAUCCAGAAUCCAAAAAUCUCUCAACAUUGAGGAAUGGCUCUGAUGAAGAGAUUUUUGUUUCUUUGCAGUUAGGUGAGUCUGAAUCAAAGAGGAGAAAGCCUUCUAAUUCUCCGUUUAACAUCGAAGAACCAAAAUGAAGUGGGGACAAGACGAUGGACUCGUUUUCCUUGGAGGAGCUGUCUUAUGAUGAAUGAAUGAGUUAUAAUUAUUCCUCCAUUCCGGCUUCAAAUUGCUGGGCUAUGAAAUCUGAAUUGCACUAUUAUCUUUUGUCAAGUGUCAAAACUGCUACAAAAAUAUGAGGUUCAUGCAUCCUUUGGAUCAAUUACCAUUCCUUUUAGCAUGUUUUGGUGAAGGUUACAACAAUAGGUUAUAUAUGUUCAUACAAUAUUUCAUAGAGAAAUGUGUAGGUGGUACUUGUGUUUAGUUUUUCUUGGAUCUGUAUCAUUUGGUAAAGUCAGUGUACCAUAAGCACUCCCCAAAUCGGAGUAUGAACAGCUACUGAAAGUUAAAGAAUGUAAAAUGUUAUUUUUGGCUA
Messenger RNA from Alnus glutinosa, 2480 nucleotides. Its product is annotated as protein NARROW LEAF 1-like. NCBI's taxonomy places the organism in Eukaryota, Viridiplantae, Streptophyta, Magnoliopsida, Fagales, Betulaceae. The coding region runs from base 271 to 2082 and encodes 603 amino acids. The transcript is spliced from 6 exons. The record is from RefSeq and is a predicted model, not a curated record.